AUUAUACUCCUAUUUCUACUCUCUGCUCUCUCUCUCUCUCUGUCUGUUUCUCUCUCAUCAACCGCCUCAAUUCCCCCCAUUCUCCCUGUCGCUCUCUCUCUCUACAAUCCGAAUGCGGAACCCGUAUCGCAGCUCUUAGCCUCUCUGUACAGUGUCUCCGAUUCCGAUGCUCUGAUAACUUUGUUCGCCGGAGAGACUCUCGCGAACCCAUUUUCUCGCGUGGUUGGUUGCGUUUGCGAGUUUUCUCUAGGGUUUUUGGUUCGGUACGAUUGCGAUUCUGAUCGCUCUCCUCACGACGAAGAAGAAGACGAUUACGACGUGGUUGGUGGUGCCCGCUAGGGUUUUGUAGCGUCAAUGGCUCCGACGCGUAAACGUGGAGCGAAAGGACCGAAGGGGAAGAGUGAGUUGCGUCUCGGUGAUCUGGUUCUCGCCAAGGUCAAGGGCUUCCCUGCAUGGCCUGCUAAGAUUAGCAGGCCGGAAGAUUGGAAGCGAGCUCCUGACCCCAAGAAGUAUUUUGUUCAAUUCUUUGGAACAGCAGAAAUAGCUUUUGUUGCCCCUGUGGAUAUUCAGGCAUUUACUAGUGAGGCGAAAAAUAAAUUGUCAGCUCGAUGCCAAGGUAAAACAGUUAAACACUUCGCUCAAGCUGUGAAGGAAAUCUGUGAAGCAUUUGAAGACUUGCAACAAAAAAAUUCUAGUGGUUUAAGAGAUGAUACUGAUAGAUCAGCUCUUGGUGAUGAGGCUCUAUCUGUUGAUGGGGUGGAAGAUGAUGCAGUAGAGGUUGACUUACAAGAUGGAAAUGGUAGAGAUGGAGCAAAUGGAGAAACGGAGAUUAGGGGUCUGGGUGAUCACAGUAGUGGGUUGGAGCGUUGCUCACAGAGAUACAGUGUGAUGGAUUGCCAAGAUACAAAACCUAGUGUGCCAGGCAAAGCUAAUGAUAGAUUUUCUCCUGUUAAAGCUUCUAAGAAGAAGAACAGACUGUUGAAUGAUGGUGCUCACGCAUCUACAGAGGCAGUGUUAGCGUCCAGUCCAUAUAAUUCAUCUUAUCGUAAGGAAGAAAUCUGCGAUCAUAACCAAGAAGAUAAUAUUAUUUGCCCAGAAGACUCAAUGGUAAUGACACCUGCUGAAGGCUUGAACGCUAGUCAGAAUGACCGUGAGUGUGAUGCAGAAGGAGAUGGUCAAAAAGAUAGGUCAGUUCGUGCCAAGCACUCUGAUGGUGGCAAGAAGGCGCUAACAAAUGGUCACAAGUCAGGGAAAAUGGCUACUGGGUCAAAGAGAAAACCUGUGGGUUCUCAUGAAGUUCACAAAAGUAGUAGUUCAGCUGCUUUGUCGAGGUUGAAAUACAAUACCGGCAGUUGUCAUGUUGACCCCCUUGAAUCUGAUGAGCAUGCCAAGGAUGGAAUGCAAAGAAAGGAAGCUACAGGUAGCAGUAUGAAGGAAUCAUCCCCAGAUCUUAAAUCAGAUUUACAUGCUGUUACUGAAAAUAAAGCAAAAAAACUGGGAAAAGAUGGGAAAUAUUUUGGGGUAGCGGAUGACGGGCAAAAGGAUGCUGAAGGUAGUCCUGAGGAGCGGGCCAAGGGCAAACUUUCUGGGUGGAAAAAAGGGGGUCAACUUGGUCCUGCAAAGCAUGAUUCAAUAAUUAAUGAAGUUUCAAAUCCUGCCAAAAGGUCUAAACGUGCAGAUUUGGCGAAUGAUGCCCCCAAGGGAUCGCUUCAAACAGACAAAAAAAAUGAUUCUCGAAGUUCUAAGGUUCUUGAAAAAAAAACAGAUAAUCCAGAGCUUAAACGGUCUCUGUCUCGUUUGAAAACUGAAAAUCGUUCAGCAUCAAGAGUGCUGACAGGUAGCUUGUCUUCCAACAUUCCUUCUGAUGAAGAUGCUCUACCGCCAACAAAGCGUCGGCGUUGGGCAUUUGAGGCUAUAUCCGAUUCUGCUAUUGUAACUUCGGACAGUAAAACAGGAAAAAUUUCUGUUGCUAUAAAAAAUGAUGUGUCUUGUUCUGAUAAAGUUAAAUCUCCAGUUACUCAAUCGCACACAAAACGGAGAGCUGUUCGCCUAUUUGAUGAAGAUGAUGAUGAGGAGCCUAAAACUCCCAUACAUGCGGGAUCUGCCAGCAAGAUUCAUGCUCCUUCAGGUGUUACUGAUUGCAUGAAGAACACUGAUGUACAAAAUGAAGGUUCUGUUCACGAUCAACCUAGUGUAAGAGAUCCUGGUGAAGUUGAAGCUGAAGUUGGCCCUUCGAAGGACUGCAUAACUUCUGCCAAGGUACCCAAUGAAUCUUCCUCACCUAACCCUGAGCAACCUGUAGAGAAGAUGCCUAAAAAGGCAAUUGCUGCUCAUGUUUCCCAUAGUCCAGUGAAACUGGAAUUGGAAAGAGAAUCUUUGGCAGAGGCUAAACAAAUUUUGGGUUCCCCUAGAAAGUCUCCAUGGUUAGGUGCUACUAACAAGCCAGUGUCAGAACCAUUAAAAGGCAAUAGACCAUCAAUAAAAGUAGCUGGUGCUGGUAAUCCGAAGAAAACUCAAACAGGAUCUGGUAAGGCCUUGGGUAUGGUUUCUGAUGGAUCAAAUUAUUCUCAGAAUCAAGUGAAAACUCAAAGAACUAAGCCAAUUUCUUUGGGAGAAAGAUCAAAAAGUACUCCAAAAUCAAAUGUACAAGCGGAUGAUUCUGCUCCUGUAACAGGAAAUACAAGGGAGAAUAAUUCCUUUACUGCAGAAAGACUGGAAGCUGAUAGAGAUGAUAAAACCAGUUUGUUGUUGGAGGCUAAGAUGUCAGAUUCUGCUAUGUCUAUGAAGAAUCUUAUUGCUGCUGCUCAGGCCAAAAGGAGACAAGCUCACUCACAAAAUAUUUUUCAUGGCAAUGCUAAUUCUCUUUUGGCACAGUCUACUGAUGUGCCCGGGAGGAGCCCCAGUCCUGCAUCUACUGCUCAGGCCUUCCUAUCAGGCUCCAGUAACAUUUUGCAGCCAGAUGUACAGGGAUAUUAUGCUCGCACAUCUGUGGAUUCUCCAUCUCAUGGUCGCCAGUUUUCAUCAAAUAAUCACCCUGAUGCUGAAGAAUUUGAGGACAGAAGAGUUAGUUCAGGGCACCAGCCUGCCGGGGGUUCACUUAGUGGUGGUACCGAGGCAGCUGUUGCUCGUGAUGCUUUUGAAGGAAUGAUAGAGACACUAUCAAGGACUAAAGAAAGCAUUGGACGUGCAACCCGUCUUGCAAUUGAUUGUGCAAAGUAUGGCAUUGCCAACGAGGUUGUGGAACUUCUCAUCCGGAAGCUGGAAAGUGAGCCUAGCUUUCAUCGCAAAGUGGACCUGUUUUUUCUAGUGGACUCUAUUACACAGUGCUCACACAAUCAUAAAGGCAUUGCCGGAGCAUCAUACAUUCCUACAGUUCAAGCAGCACUGCCUCGCCUUUUAGGAGCUGCUGCUCCUCCUGGAGUUGCUGCUCGUGAAAAUCGCCGUCAGUGUCUCAAGGUUUUGCGAUUAUGGCUUGAGAGGAAAAUCUUACCUGAGUCUCUUCUUCGCCAAUAUAUGGAUGACAUUGGAGUUUCAAAUGACGAUGCAUCUGCUGGAUUUUUCCUUCGACGUCCGUCUCGAGCUGAGCGUGCUGUAGAUGAUCCAAUUAGAGAUAUGGAAGGCAUGCUUGUUGAUGAAUAUGGGAGCAAUGCUACAUUUCAGUUGCCUGGCUUCUUACCUUCUCAUGUAUUUGAAGAAGAUGAAGAAGAGGAUCUUCCAAGUAGUUCAUAUAAGGAAGCUGGUGGUGGAUCACCACUAGAACAAGUGGCUGCUGCAGGAGACAUUGAAACAUGUAUAGUCACUCCAAAUGACAGACGCCACUGUAUCUUAGAGGAUGUGGAUGGUGAACUAGAAAUGGAAGAUGUAUCAGGACACCCAAAGGAUGAAAGAUCUUUGUUUGCAAAUGGUUCAAUUGAAUUUGCCUCGCAACAGCAAGGUUCAGAUGGGAUCUUGGAGGCUGCUCUGAACAUUUCUAACGAGUUGGCUCCUCUACCUCCGGGUUCUCCACCAUUACCUUUUAAUUCUCCUCCUCCAACCCCACCUUUGCCUCCUUCGCCACCACCACCACCAUCGCCACCAUCACCACCUCCUCCUCCUUCGUCUUCUUCAACUGGGCCACCUUCACUCCCCUCUGCAGCCGCUCUCUCUUUUUUUUUUUUUUCCUUCUUCUUCUUCUUAAUGCCACAUGCACUUUCUCUACCUCCUUCAGGUUCUCAGUCAUCAUUGCGGUCUCAACCACCAUUACCACCCCAACCUACAAUGGUGUCACAACAGUUUCAUCCGCCUCAGUCAUCAAUACCAUCUUCACCAAAAUUGACCUAUCAACCAGCUGGACCGUAUGAAUAUUGCAGCACUGCAAGCGGAAACCAGCUUGUCCAAAUGGCUGCAAAUGCAAAUCAUGGGGUUCAUAUUGAUGGCACUGUUAGAAGUGAAAUGUAUCCGCAGCAAUCAACUUGCUUUGCACCGGCAGGAGUUCGCAAUCCACAUGAAUGUUCUGGUUUUAAUUCCUCAAGGUCAUUAGAUUAUGGACAUCACGACUUGUAUGUCAACUCCCAAGCUUCUCAACCAAAUCAGCAAUUUCAACCUGGCAAUGCUCCUUUCGCACAAAGACCUUUCCGUCCUGCCCCGCCUCCGCCAACCUUGUCCAGUCAUUACUCGUAUCCGAAUUCAACAGUUCAGCAACACCCACAACAUCCUUAUCCUCGCCCGAACUCAUUGCCAAAACUUCCUGAUGGUCCACGGCGGUACAUUGCUGAUGAACAGUGGAAGUUGCCCACUGGUGAGUUAAGCACAGAUAAUCCGCGAGGUGUGUGGAUGAGUGGUGGGAGAGCUCCAUCGUGUUCGGGGCCACCCUUUGCCCAAGAAGGUUAUUUUCGGCCUCCUCUUGAAAGGCCACCUGCAAAUAAUGUUGGUUUUCAACCCUCUGCCCCAAGCACACUGCCAGCUGGAGCUCCAGUUCCAGGUCACAGUGUUUCUCAAAUAAUGCCUGGUAGACCAGAUAUGUCAGCCCUUAAUUGUUGGAGGCAUUCUUAAGACCGCCUGCAGCUCCAUUAUAGAUCUUUGUGGGCUGUGGCGUGAGUAGGAAAUUUGAAUUCAUAAUGCUCCAGAAGAAGAUUCUGCUUUUGUGCAAAAAAAUUGACUACCACUAAGGUGGUGUUGAGAACUUGUGGAGGCUCUUGGCAGGAUUGUAUAUUGUAAUUUUCCCUGACAAAUGCAUCCCAAAAGCAUUCGCUUCCGUAGUGUAAGCCCAUUACUCAUUUAGUUUAUAUUUUGUUGUUAAAACUUGUAAUUAUACCUGACAUACUACAUAAUAGAUUUUUUUUUUUCUUCUUUUCAAGCACCAAAUAUUAGUUUAA
Camellia sinensis is the source of this 5354-nucleotide messenger RNA. RefSeq names its product Tudor/PWWP/MBT domain-containing protein (gene HUA2). The record is from RefSeq and is a predicted model, not a curated record. NCBI's taxonomy places the organism in Eukaryota, Viridiplantae, Streptophyta, Magnoliopsida, Ericales, Theaceae.